ACUGUCCACAGUGACAUAUAUAACCAAAUCCUCGGAGGGGGUCAAAAGCACAGAGCUUGCUCGCUCGCUUCUUCUAGAGAGAGAGAGAGAGAGAGAUAGAGAGAGAGCAAUGGAGGGGCUGAGGACAGUGAUGGGUAUGGCGGUGGUGCUGGGGAUAGCGAUGGUGGUCAUGCUGCCGGAAGUUGGAGCCACGCGGUGGACGGUCGGGUCCAACAUGGGCUGGAGCCCCAACUUUAACUACACUAUCUGGGCCAAGGACAAGCACUUCUACAAUGGCGACUGGCUCUUUUUCGUGUAUGAUAGGAACCAGCAGAAUGUGCUCGAGGUGAACUCGACCGACUAUGAGUCGUGCAACUCCGACCACCCGCUCCACAACUGGACCACAGGUGCCGGGAGGGAUGUGGUCCCACUGAACGUGACCCGCAAGUACUACUUCAUCAGCGGCAAGGGAUUCUGCUUCAGCGGCAUGAAACUGGCCGUUCAUGUUGAGAACCCGCCACCACCUCCCGUCGCCUCUCCAGUAAACAGCGGGUCCCCCCCAACUUACCAUGCAAGGAUCAUCAUCCCGGCUGUUUUCACCAUCGGGGCAGUGUGGGAUGCAUUCCUCAGGUUCUGGUAACGCAUGUCUCAAAUCGAUUCGGGAACCACUUCUAGCAGGUUACUUGUGAAAGGAGAAUCGAGCUGCUUUUUAUUCCACUAGUGUCAUUCUUAUUCUGAUCCUGGGGGUAAAAUUACUUCCUUUGUGGGUUUUUGUUCCUGUUCCUUCUUCUUUUUCAUGUCAGGUCGGCCGGAAUUCGGUCGAUCUGUCUUCUGAUUUGAGUUUUAGCGUGGCGAAGUGCAAAUUCAUGGGCAUUGGUGCUUGAGUCUUUGAACUUUAUGACUGUAACACCGAGGAAGAAAUAUGACAAAAGAUUCAUUUAUUUGAUUGUAUGCCUUUUCAGA
Messenger RNA from Punica granatum (pomegranate), 942 nucleotides. The record is from RefSeq and is a predicted model, not a curated record. NCBI's taxonomy places the organism in Eukaryota, Viridiplantae, Streptophyta, Magnoliopsida, Myrtales, Lythraceae.